GACGACGACGACUGGCCGAGGCUCUUGCACUUCAAUCCAGGCACCGACUUAGUGAUAGACACCGUCAAGGACAUUCGUUCAGAUCACCAUUCUCGCCAUAUAGACAUAGACGACCAUGUCGUUCCAAGACUCCCCCAACCUCGAAGCCCAACCCACUACAUGGCGCCGCUCAGACGACCCUGAAUACCAGGAUGACCCCGAAUUCAACAGCUUCACCACUGAUCUCUCCGACCGCUUGUUCUCCCUGACCGCCAACAUCUCCCGUCUCUCCAGUCAAGUCGCCCUGCUUGGUACCAAGCGCGAAACGGAUCGCGUUCGUGAAAGGGUCCAGGAUCUGCUGGAAGAGACAUCAGCCAGCUUCAAGGACAUUGGCGAUGGGUUGAAGAAGGUCCAGGCAUGGCACGACUUGGGCCCCGCGCAAAAGUACACCCAAGGGAAACUGAACCAGGAGUUCAAGGCGUCCCUUACCGAGUUUCAAUCUUUGCAACGAACCGCUCUGGAAAAGCAGCGCGCCUCGGCGACUGCCGCCCGUACCGCUCUCGAGGAGUCUGGCUCGCCGACAACCGAGCGCUCGCAACAGCAACUACAACAGCAGCAACAGGAGCAGUUGCGUCUGGCAGACCAGUCCGAAGUCGACUUCCAAGAAUCCUUGAUCGUCGAACGCGAGGCCGAGAUCCGCAACAUUGAGCAAUCCGUCGGCGAACUCAACGAGCUGUUCAGAGAUGUCGCACACAUGGUCCACGACCAAGGCGGUCAACUCGACAUUAUUAGCAAUAACGUCACCAGCACCAGAGACGAUACCCAGGGCGCUGACCGCGAGUUGCGCACUGCCAGCAGACACCAGAAGAACGCCAGAAACAAGAUGUGCUGCUUGUUGUUGAUUUUGGCCGUCAUUCUGACUGUCGUCAUUGUUGCUGCCGUUGCCGGCUAGACGUGUUGCUACACUUUAGAUGUGCUCCUUCUCCUUGUCUUCGAACCUCAUCAUCUUACCAUAUCGCCUUUUCUUUUGUAUACCCACCCAAUCUCUAUUAUACCCCUCCUCUUUCCUUGAAUUAUCCAGUCACCUUGUAUAUAAACAAACACUUGUAACACACAUUUUGUUCUGAACCCUUUCCCCAAUGAAUCACUCUCUUUCGCACGUAAAUCUGUUCCAUCCAAACAUAAACCACUUCUCAA
This is a messenger RNA of Aureobasidium pullulans EXF-150, 1176 nucleotides long. Its product is annotated as t-SNARE. The coding region runs from base 116 to 931 and encodes 271 amino acids. NCBI's taxonomy places the organism in Eukaryota, Fungi, Ascomycota, Dothideomycetes, Dothideales, Saccotheciaceae. Gene Ontology annotation, molecular function: SNAP receptor activity; SNARE binding. The record is from RefSeq and is a predicted model, not a curated record. Gene Ontology annotation, cellular component: SNARE complex; endomembrane system; membrane. Gene Ontology annotation, biological process: intracellular protein transport; Golgi to vacuole transport; vesicle fusion. The transcript is spliced from 3 exons.